Messenger RNA from Paramecium tetraurelia, 591 nucleotides. RefSeq lists its product as uncharacterized. The transcript has 2 exons. Lineage: Eukaryota; Ciliophora; Oligohymenophorea; Peniculida; Parameciidae. The record is from RefSeq and is a predicted model, not a curated record.
AUGAGAAAAAAACCCUUUAAAGACAAUGGAAUCUAUUUAGAAAAACAUGCUAAAGCACUACUGGAUUAUCAGUAGACAUCAGAAGAUGAAGAUGUCAAUACCUAAUCGAAAUAUCGAAUCAAAGCUGUCAAAUAUAAAAAUAAUCUCCUUGAAUCCCAAGAGGUAAUCAAAGCAUUAAAAAUUGAAAAUCAAGAAAGUAAAAAAAUCAUCAGCGAAUUGCUCUUGGAUAUUGAGGAGAUGAAAGAAAGGGAAAAAUUAUUGGAAUCUGAAUUAAAAGAAUAAAAAUAACUAACAUAAUCAGCAAUUCAAUAGUUGGAAUAAGAACUCUAAGAAUCAGUUGAAGAUAGAUUGCUGUAAGAACAAAAGCAAUUCUAAGAAAAACUCACCAUCCAAUCAAAUGAAGCCAUUGAAAAACUCAAGAAGCAUUUUGAUGAACAACUCCAGAUAAUUGCUCAAACACCUAAAUCUACUGCCCCACCUGCAAAAAAGAAAAAGAAGAAGAAUGCUUCCUCUAGUACCUCCAAUCUAAGACCUUAAAGUUAGACUACCGGCAGAUCUACUGCCACUGUAUCCAAAAAGAAAAAAAAAUGA